Mustela lutreola (European mink) is the source of this 2808-nucleotide messenger RNA. RefSeq names its product claudin 16 (gene CLDN16). The record is from RefSeq and is a predicted model, not a curated record. Gene Ontology annotation, molecular function: structural molecule activity. NCBI's taxonomy places the organism in Eukaryota, Metazoa, Chordata, Mammalia, Carnivora, Mustelidae. Gene Ontology annotation, biological process: bicellular tight junction assembly; cell adhesion. Gene Ontology annotation, cellular component: plasma membrane; bicellular tight junction.
AUGUUACCAGGUCUCCUUUUCUCCCCAACCCAAAACACACUCAGCACUUUGACUCACCUGGCUUCUGAUUGGAGGCUGGGUGCUUUGGAUAAUGACCUCCAGGACCCCUCUGUGGGUCACAGCCUGUUCGCAUUACUCUGACCACAACUUAAGACGUCUGCAGUGGGGUGUGAGGAAAAGUAAAAGCCUGGUGUUUUCACAUUCCCAGGUAGCAGAAGCUCAGAAGCCUGACAACUCCAGCCACCUGAGUGGGCCCAGGGCUGGCAGCUGCCCAUGUAACCUUCCAGAUAGGCUGCUCGCUAAAAUGAGGGAUCUUCUUCAGUACGCCGCCUGCUUCUUUGCCUUUUUCUCUACUGGGUUCUUGGUUGUGGCCACCUGGACAGACUGUUGGAUGGUGAAUGCUGACGAUUCCCUGGAGGUGAGCACAAAAUGCCGAGGCCUCUGGUGGGAGUGUGUCACUAAUGCCUUUGAUGGGAUCCGCACCUGUGACGAGUAUGAUUCUAUACUUGCUGAACACCCCUUGAAGCUCGUGGUAACUCGAGCAUUGAUGAUUACAGCAGAUAUUCUAGCUGGCUUUGGAUUUAUCACCCUGCUUCUUGGUCUUGACUGUGUGAAAUUCCUCCCUGAUGAGCCAUACAUCAAAGUCCGCAUCUGCUUUGUUUCCGGAACCAUAUUGCUAAUAGCAGGUGCCCCAGGAAUCAUUGGUUCUGUGUGGUAUGCUGUUGAUGUUUAUGUGGAACGUUCUUCUCUGGUUUUGCACAAUAUAUUUCUUGGCAUCCAGUAUAAAUUUGGUUGGUCUUGUUGGCUCGGAAUGGCUGGGUCUCUGGGUUGCUUUUUGGCUGGUGCCGUGCUGACAUGCUGCUUAUACCUCUUCAAAGAUGUUGGACCUGAAAGGCACUAUCCGUAUUCCAUGAGGAAAGCCUAUUCAACAGCAGCUGUUUCGAUGGCCAAGUCAUAUGCAGCCCCUCGGACAGAGACUGCCAAAAUGUAUGCAGUGGACACGAGGGUCUAGAGUGCCACAUGUCUAUCUGCAUGUAUGUUACUGAAAUAAUCAAUCAGGAUGUUUGGGUUAAUCCAGGAACACUUACUUAAACCUCAAUAUGUUCAACUAAAUUAAUUGCUCAGCUUAAUCAAGCAGUUUGAUUCUCCUAUCCUGCUCCUUUUCUGUUACUCUCAUAUUCUCUCUCCCCCUUUCUACCCUCCUCUUUCACAGGCCCUCAUACACUUCCCCUGUAUUUCCAGGUAAGGUUGCUAGGAUAUACAAAUGUUUGUUUGUGAUUUCUAUAUUGCUAUUAAAGAUUGUGACAUGGUGAUAUUCAAGUAAAAUGACACUCUAAGACUAGAAAGCAACUUUCUAAAGAGGCCAGAGAUUCCAAUCUUUGAAGGGAUUGACAGCCUCUUAGCAAAUUUCCUGGCUUUUGGUUCAUUCUUUGUGUUCUCAUCUGAGUGAGUUAUUUGAUAACUUGGAAGAAGAUGAUCCUUUGAAAUGUACACUAGUAUAUCAAACCCUAUCAUUACUCUGACUGUUAAAAUAGAAAAAUAAAUCAACAGCUUCAUAUACCAGCCACUGGUGGAAUUUAAAGAUAAGAAGUUUCCCUUCCAAGCCUGGCAUGUCAAAUGUAAGUGCUUAAUUAAUACUAGAGCAGUGACGAUUUAUUUCUCAUUAACGACAUAAGAGAUCUGUGUAUUAUUUUAUCACACUAUAACUUUGCCUAUAUAUUGCCAAACUAUUAGACCACAGCAGCGAUAGGUAAACCAGAGAGUUCAUUCGUUGAUUAAUUAGACAUCCAAAAAUGUUUCAUGAAUACAUUAUAAUAGAAUUCACUGAUUCAGGUGUCCUCACACCACUGGAUCCUCAGCACCCAGGAAAAUAUCUGACGUGAUAAAAUUUAACAUAGUUGUUGAUUGGAAGAAAUAAAGACUCACAGCUCUUUAGUGAAAAUAAGAUCAAUUUUUCUCAUAAAUUGUGUACUUAUUUGAAAAAAUAGAACUAUAUAUUUAAUUAUACACUUAAAGAAAUCAGUGAAUGAUUGCUAAUGGGAUUUUAUUCAUAUUCUAAUGUAAUCAUCUUAAUUUUUUAAAUGGUAGGUUUUUUAAAAAGUUACAUAGUUUAAUCUCAGGUUUUCUGAUUUCUUAUAAAUUGCAUGAAUAGCAUUAAUACUUUUGCUGUACCUUAAAAGGCUAUCCACUGAACUAGAAAUUAGUUCUUUGGAAAAAUGAAGAUUUAGUUGUGAAUUUCUGAAGGCCCCCCAAAAAGAAGUGUUUUAAAUUUAAAAAGCUAAAAUUCAUGUGAAAAUGAGAUGAUGAAAACCUAAUACAUCUAUUUAUGUUGUUGUGAAUGGUGUUCAUGACUUCUUUUUACCAGUAUUCUCGGGAGAAAUUCUAAGCGAAUCUUAGAACUGAAAGCAACUGAUUAACUUUUAUUUCAUAGAUAUAACUAACCAUGUAACUGACACUUAAGAAAUUAUUUGUAGAUCAUGUUUACUUGUUAUAUUGGUGUUAUUUUAUGCAGCUUAAAACUUAUUUUUUGUUGUUCUCUUUUUCACAACUUUGGCUUUUAAAAUUUUUACUUCUACUUUUAUUUAAUGAGGUAUUUUCUAUCAUGUUUUAUAUAGUCUAAUAAGUCUUUUGAAAUUCUUCUUGGGAAAGGCAGGAUAAAAUUAAUUAAAUGACUCAUCAGAUUUUAGAAAUAUAAAUUUUUCCACCCUGAAAGACUUCAUUUGUAUGAGGAAAUAUUUCAGAGGAUUCUGGUGAUAACUGACAAUUAUGAAUGAUUUGAAAUUUUUCUCAAUAAAAAUGUUUUGUAUA